This is a messenger RNA of Microcebus murinus (gray mouse lemur), 1996 nucleotides long. NCBI's taxonomy places the organism in Eukaryota, Metazoa, Chordata, Mammalia, Primates, Cheirogaleidae. The record is from RefSeq and is a predicted model, not a curated record.
UCAGAGCAGCUCGGGGACACGGUCAGCACCAGCCCUGGGGCCCAGCCACAGAGGGACCAGCGUGUCUGUCCUAGAGCCUGUGCCGAGGGCGUCCCCUCCCAGUGUCCAGGAUGGAGGAGGGGGAAAGAAGCCCCUUGCUGCCCCAGGACUCCACAGGCCAGAACCCACCCCUGUCUGUGAGCAGUCCGCCCCUCCCAAGCCACCCAGAUCCAGCGCCUCGGCAGGGCCAGGCAGGGGCCUGGGGCUGCAGCUGCUGCCCCCCUGUGUCCAAGAACGGGGGCUGGACAGGAGACCCAGCGCCUCCCCUCCCAGCAGGGAGCACCUGCAUCAAGUGUCUGACCGUCCUGUCCAACUUCCUCUUCUCCCUGCUGGGCCUGCUGGCCCUGGCGACUGGGCUGUGGGGCCUGGCCGUCAAGGGGUCUCUGGGGAGCGGGUGGGGGAGGCCUCUUCCUGCGGACCCUAUGCUGGGGCUGGUGCUGGGGGGGCUGGCGGUCAGCGCAGUGAGCCUGGCCGGCUGCGUGGGCGGUCUCUGUGAGAACACCUGCCUGCUGCGCUGCUACUGCGGGAGCGUGGUCGCCUUCCUGAUGCUCCAGGCCGUGGCGGCGGCCCUGGCGGCGGCCCUCUGGGGCCCGCUGCAGGACAGCCUGGAGCACGCCCUGCGCGUGGCCAUCACCCACUACCAGGACGACCUGGACCUGGGCUUCCUCCUCGACCAAGUCCAGCUCGGGCUGCAGUGCUGCGGGGUGGCGUCCUACCAGGACUGGCAGCAGAACCUGUACUUCAACUGCAGCUCUCCCGGGGUGCAGGCCUGCAGCCUUCCUGCCUCCUGCUGCAUUGACCCCCGAGAAGAUGGAGCCUCUAUCAACGACCAGUGCGGCUUCGGGGCCCUGGGCCUGGAUGCGGACGCAGCUGGGAGAGUGGUCUACCUGGAGGGCUGCGGCCCCCCGCUGCGGCGGUGGCUGCGGGGGCAAAUCCCUGCCGUGGGCGCCUCCGUGAUAGUGGCCACGGUGGUCCAGGGGGCAGAGCUCCUGCUGGCCACCUGGCUGAUUCGAGCCCUGGCUGUCCGCAAGACACAAGGGGAGUCUGCUGCCCAGAAAAUCAUGGAUUCGAGGCCCAGAAAAGGGGGCCCAGCCCAGGUGUGCACAGGCAGGACCUCUUGGCAGCUAGAACUUUCCUUCAUCACACGGACCGUGAUUUCGGGUUUGGAUGAGUCUCGUGGCAACCCGUCUUCCCCACUGGAGACGGAUGGACGCCGAUGGAUUUCCACCAGGUCCUGGGGUCCAGCCCAGUGCCAGGCGUUUCACACAUGCUCCACCAGUGCCUGUGCUGAGAACGAACGGGGACAAGGUCUGCACCAAGGUGGUGGCGUCGGUAAGCUUGGGGCCACGCCGAGCUGGCUUUCUCCACCACCUGGUUUUGCACCCGGGAGGGGCCUGCCCUGCUGCAAUGGGCAAGGCCAGUGGCUUCUCCAGGGACAUCUCACACUGCAUGGCCUCCGGGGCUUUGCCACAGCCGUCAAAUUCCAGAAUAAGGUUAGUUUUGUAGAUCCACUGGGAUGGGAUGUAUACACACAUACACACGCGUGUACAUGCAAACACACAUCCACGCAGGAAAUACAGAAAAAAUAUAAAAACCCCUCUGUAUAUCUGCAUAUUUUAGAACAACAUAGAAAGCCUCUUUCUACAUCUCUAUUUCUGAGAUGAGUUACCUCUGUGUUGUCCACCGCUCCACGGGGCCCCCCAGGACACACCACGCUUGAGCCCCCAUGUGCUGCUGUGACACUGUGUCACAGGAAAAAUCUGCCCAUCUGGGCUGUUUUCCUUUUUAAGUCAUCACUCCUAACCCUGACUCAAGAGUCUCAAGUUUGGAGUGUCUUUCAUGCUUCAAAGCCAGAGCAACAGUGUACCAUUACAAUGAUGGAAUAAUUUCUUUCUUUUUAAAAAAUUAUUUAUUUUUUUAGAGAUGGGGCCUCACUGCAUCGCCCAGGCUGGUCUCA